Porites lobata is the source of this 6194-nucleotide messenger RNA. NCBI's taxonomy places the organism in Eukaryota, Metazoa, Cnidaria, Anthozoa, Scleractinia, Poritidae. The record is from the annotation of a GenBank genome assembly.
AUGGCACAGAGUGGAAACGGAGCAGCAUGUGAGAGUGAUGUUACAUCACUUGGUACCGGACAAGAGCUGAAUUUUGAUGAUGACACACUGAAAGGUAAAGAUUCUUACAACUGUUAAUAGUGUAUAACCAAAAGGCCUCUAAUAUAGCAAACUAAGGACAAAUGAAAAAAAAAUUAAAAAAAGACAAAAAACCGUCAUUUGAAAACAUUCAACAUACGGAAGUGGUUAAAGAGUCAAAGUCGACAGUAUCCCUACUAAAAGUGGGUUUUUUAUUUUCUUUUUUUUUUCUAGAUUAGGCUUUUCGUAGAAUUUCUUUUCGAGUUUAUCACGUGUCGCAUAAUGAAUGGUUAUUUUGGUACUAGUGCUUUAUAUACAAGUAAAGAUAGUGUCAAUUUACAGCUUUAUACUAAUUUUUCCAGAUCAAACCAUUAUGGCACAGAGUGGAAACGGAGCAGCAAGUGAGAGUGAUGUUACAUCACAUGGUACCGGACAAGAGCUGAACUUUGAUGAUGACACACUAAAAGGUAAAGAUUCUUACAACUGUUAAUACUGUAUCACCAGAAAGCCUUAAAGAUUAUAAACUAAGGACAGAUGAAAUAGAAUAUACAAAAAAGACAAAAAACCGUCAUUUGAAAUUAUUCAACAAACGGAAGUGGUUAACGAGGCAAAGUCGUUAAACAGUAUCUCUACUGAAGGUGUUUUUUUUUUAUUUUUUAUCUAGAUUAGGCUUUUCGUAGAGUUUGCGAUCGAGUUUAUUACUUGUGGCAUAAUGAAUGGAUGUUUUGGUACUAGUGCUUUAUAUGCAAGUAAAGAUAGUGUCAAUUUACAGCUUUAUACUGAUUUUUCCAGAUCAAACUAUUAUGGCACAGGUUGGAAACGGAGCAGUAAGUAAGAGUGAUGUUACAUCACAUGGUACCGGACAAGAGCUGAACUUCGACGAUGACACACUAAAAGGUAACGAUUCUUACAACUGUUAAUACUGUAUCACCAGAAGGCCUUAAAAAUUACAAACUAAGGACAGAUGAAAUAUCAUAUACAAAAAAGACAAAAAACCGUCAUUUGAAAUUAUUCAACAAUCGGAAAUGGUUAAAGAGGCAAAGUCGUUAAAUAGUAUGUCUACUGAAGGUAGUUUUUUCAUUUUUUAUUUAGAUUAGGCUUUUCGUAGAAUUUGUGGUCGAGUUUAACACUUGUGGCCUAAUGAAUAUAUGUUUUGGUACUGGUGCUUUAUAUACAAGUGAAGAUAAUGUCAAUUUAUAGCUUUAUACUGAUUUUUCAGAUCAAACCAUUAUGGCACAGAGUGGAAAAGGAGCAGCAUGUGAGAGUGAUGUUACAUCACAUGGUACCGGACAAGAGCUGAACUUUGAUGAUAGCACACCGAAAGGUAAAGAUUCUUACAACUGUUAAUAGUGUUUCACCAAAAGGCCUUUAAUAUAGCAAACUAAGGACAAAUGAAAAAAAAUUUUAAAAAAAGACAAAAAACCGUCAUUUGAAAACAUUCAACAUACGGAAGUGGUUAAAGAGUCAAAGUCGACAGUAUCUCUACUAAAGGUGGGUUUUUCAUUUUCUUUUUUUCUUUUUUUCUAGAUUAGGCUUUUCGUAGAAUUUCUUUUUGAGUUUAUCACGUGUGGCAUAAUGAAUGGUUAUUUUGGUACUAGUGCUUUAUAUACAAGUAAAGAUAGUGUCAAUUUACAGCUUUAUACUGAUUUUUCCAGAUCAAACUAUUAUGGCACAGAGUGGAAACGGAGCAGCAAUUGAGAGUGAUGUUACAUCACAUGGUACCGGACAAGAGCUGAACUUUGAUGAUGACACACUGAAAGGUAAAGAUUCUUACAACUGUUAAUAGUGUAUCACCAAAAGGCCUUUAACAUGAGAAAUUUAUGGAGAAAUGAAAUAAAAGAUACAGAAAGGAAAAAACCGUCAUUUGAUAACAUUCAACAUUUGAUACAUGAAGACUGAAAGUAGUUAAACAUUAUCUCCACUGAAGGUUAUUUUCAUUUUUUAUCUAAUAUUAGUUAAUACUAGUUAAUACUAGUUAAUAUUAAUUUAAAGCUUUUUACCGAUUUUUCCAGAUCAAACCAUUAUGGCACAGAGUGGAAACGGAGCAGCAUGUGAGAGUGAUGUUACAUCACAUGGUACCGGACAAGAGCUGAACUUUGAUGAUGACACACUGAAAGGUAAAGAUUCUUACAACUGUUAAUAGUGUAUCACCAAAAGGCCUUUAACAUGAGAAAUUUAUGGAGAAAUGAAAUAAAAGAUACAGAAAGGAAAAAACCGUCAUUUGAUAACAUUCAACAUUUGAUACAUGAAGACUAAAAGUAGUUAAACAUUAUCUCCACUGAAGGUUAUUUCUAUUUUUUAUCUAAUGUUAGUUAAUAGUAGUUAAUAGUAGUUAAUAUUAAUUUAAAGCUUUUUGCCGAUUUUUCCAGAUGAAACCAUUAUGGCACAGGGUGGAAACGGAGCAGCAUGUGAGAGUGAUGUUACAUCACUUGGUACCGGACAAGAGCUGAAUUUUGUAUAUGGCACACUGAAAGGUAACGAUUCUUACAACUGUUAAUAGUGUAUCACCAAAAGGCCUUUAAUAUAGCAAACUAAGGACAAAUGAAAAAAAAUUUAAAAAAAGACAAAAAACUGUCAUUUGAAAACAUUGAACAUACGGAAGUGGUUAAAGAGUCAAAGUCGACAGUAUCUCUACUAAAGGUGGUUUUUCAUUUUUUUUUUUUUAUCUAGAUUAGGCUUUCCGUAGAAUUUGUGGUCGAGUUUAUCACUUGUGGCAUAAUGAAUGGCUGUUUUGGUACUAGUGCUUUAUAUACAAGUGAAGAUAAUGUCAAUUUAUAGCUUUAUACUGAUUUUCCAGAUCAAACCAUUAUGGCACAGAGUGGAAACGGAGCAGCAAGUGAGAGUGAUGUUACAUCACAUGGUACCGGACAAGAGCUGAACUUUGAUGAUGACACACUGAAAGGUAAAGUUUCUUACAACUGUUAAUAGUGUAUCACCAAAAGGCCUUUAACAUGAGAAAUUUAAGGAGAAAUGAAAUAAAAGAUACAGAAAGGAAAAAGCCGUCAUUUGAUAACAUUUAACAUUUGAUACAUGAAGACUGAAAGUAGUUAAACAUUAUCUCCACUGAAGGUGUUUUUUUUUUCUAAUAUUAGUUAAUACUAAUUAAUAGUAGUUAAUAUUAAUUUAAAGCUUUUUGCCGAUUUUUCCAGAUCAAACCAUUAUGGCACAGGGUGGAAACGGAGCAGCAUGUGAGAGUGAUGUUACAUCACUUGGUACCGGACAAGGGCUGAAUUUUGAUGAUAACACAGUGAAAGGUAAAGAUUCUUACAACUGCUAAUAGUGUAUCACCAAAAGACCUUUAAUAUAGCGAACUAACGACAAAAAAAAAAUAUACAAAACUGACAAAAAAUCCUCAUUUGAAAACAUUCAACAUACGGAAGUGGUUAAAGAGUCAAAGUCGUUAAACAGUAUCUCUACUGAAGGUGGUUUUUUCAUUUUUUAUCUAGAUUAGGCUUUUCCUAGAAUCAGUUGUGGUCGAUUUUACCUCUUGUAGCAAAAUGAAUGGCUGUGUUGUUACUAGUGCUUUAUAUACAAGUGAAGAUAAUGUCAAUUUAUAGCUUUAUACUGAUUUUUCCAGGUCAAACCAUUAUGGCACAGAGUGGAAACGGAGCAGCAAGUGAGGGUGAUGUAACAUCACUUAGUACCGAACAAGAACUGAACUUUGAUGAUGACACACUGAAAGGUAAAGAUUCUUACAACGGUUAAUAGCGUAUCACCAAAAGGCCUUUAACAUAAAAAUUUAAGGAGAAAUGAAAUAAAAGAUACGGAAAGGAAAAAAACCGUCAUUUGAUAAGAUUCAACAUACAUAAAGACGGAAAGUCGUUAAACAUUAUCUCCACUGAAGGUGGUUUUUAUUUUUUAUCUAGAUUAAAUAAACUUUUUCUAAAAUUUGUGAUUGACGAAUUCCUUUACUGUAUUGCUGAUUCACCGUUACAUAUAGCCCUGCAUUAGCUCCCGCCAAGUAUGAUUCCUAUUUUCCCGCCAACCCGAAAGAUGCACACGCACCGCAUAACGGUUUAUUAGUGUGAGCUACAACUUUUUAAUGCAUUUUCAGAAUUUUUAGUAUUUUUAACAUCAGAAAGUGAGGAACGGAACGACCAAAUUUGCCCCUAUUUCACAAGUCUGUAACUAAUGUCAUGAUCACCCGCAUCGGAUGAGUUAACAAGUGACAGCAUUUGUCUAAAGGAGGAAUAAAUGAUCUCUGUCGUAUUUUUGGUUUUAAUCUGUAGCAAAGAGACGAAGAUGGAAAUGAACACACUCAAAAAUUGCACACGAUAGUCUGUAUUGUACUCUUACCUUUUGUACCCACAAUUAUAAUUUACCAUUUUAUUUUUUUAUACCAUAGCAAGUUUCGUUCCCAAGGGGUAUUCCGGAUUUCAAGAGACGUGGAUGACCGAAUGGGGGCAAAAAUCAAAACCCCCAAACUUCACUGCACCAAAAAUUAUCCCCCCAAAAAAUCCUAUACAGAGCUGCUCACCAACAAUAUUAUUCAGUUAAAAUGAAGCCAACUGAGAAAAUACUUCCCAAAUGUUUCCUAUCCCAAAAGAAUCCCGGAAUUGAAAAUUUUAAACCCAAAAAAUUCUUUUAUCAUCGCCAUCACUUGAAAUCCGAAGUACCUCCACUGGGGUUUCGUUCCACCCUAAAUUUCUUAUUCGAAAGUUUUGCUUAUCACGUACUUCAUAACUGCAAAACAGAUUGUCGAAUACGAAGCAGAAUCAGAGAGACCUAUAAGUCAAAAGGAAAGAAUCACGAAUGGGAAAAGAACCAAGUAUCCUCUAUUUUUUGAAAACCGAAAUACACAGUCAACUGGAAAACGAAGCGCCCUCAACCCCGGUGAAAGGGCCUGCAAUAAACCCAAUGAUAUUGUGUUAGUUCUAAACAUGCGGAAUUUUUUGUUAUUUGCUGGGCGAUUUUAGCAUGGUUUAAGUUGUCGAAUUUGUCGAUUUUUCUUCGCUGUGUUACGGAGUUCGGUAUACCACUAGCCGCUCCAAUCUUAAUUUUUUAGCAUGCGUAUACUUCUACUACAAGACCGGCUUCGAUAGUGUGAUAUCGUGCCCAGUUGUGGUAGUAUAAAGAGUUUCACUUUAGUGCUAAACAAUAUUCCCAUGGUAAUUUGUUAUGCGGUUGAAGACCCUCGUUGUACCCAUCAACAGAAACGUUUAGAAAGGUUGCAUUUAUAUUCAUGGAUGACGAAAUCCUAUGGUGCAACCACAGCACCUUCACAUGGUACCAUUUAUUAUAAUUAUUAACAUUAUGAUUAUGAUGAUGAUGUUGAUGAUGAUGAUGAUCAUUAUUAUUAAUUGAAAAGGUUAUUUCAGUGUUAAUCCAAUCUUAAGUUUUGGUAGUUUUUUAGGGAAAAAAAGUGCUGUUGUCAAUGUGGUCAUAGCCCCCAAAUAUCUUCAAGUAGCAAACGGGAUUUAUCUAAUUAACAAUGUUUUUAUCACAAACUUUUAUCAACAAGGUAUCACUGAUCAAUAACGAAAGCUGUUGCAAAUUAUGACUAUUAUCUCCCAUGAGUUCUAUGAAUCUGCAAGUAAACUUAACCGAGUUUCACUUGCACGAAAAUGAGACCUUAUGUUUUACAAGCCACAUUCUAAUGACAGCCCAUUGCUGCAAUUGACUCCUGAUUCUGUUUUCAAAUAUGGUUCUGUCACGUGUUACGGAAGUCCCAUUGUAACUCCAUGCUACUACUAAGUCGAUUAACAAAAAAAAUAACUGAAAAAAAAACAUGGCUCUGAAUCUGAAGAUGAAUCAGCUUACAAGGUUGUCGAAACGUAAGUUCGCGAUGGUCGGUUACUAGGGUGACGUGAGCGAGUGGGCCACUGAAAUUCUGAAAAGAAGUUUCAUGUCUUGAUUGAAAGCGUAAUGGAAAACUGAAUUAGAGUACAUGUACUGUCCUGUUCUAUGAAAAUGACUUCACCGCGAAUUUCAUGACUGCCUGCCACAUAAUUUCAAUGGAUUUGUUUCAAUGAAAUGUGCGUUUACCACUUGUGGCAAAAUGGAUGGUUGUUUUGGUAAUAAUGCUUAUACAAGUGAAGAUAAUAUCAAUUUAAAGCUUUUUACUGAUUUUUCCAGAUCAAACCAUUAUGGCACAGAGUGGAAACGGAGCAGCAAGUGAGAGUGAUGUUACAUCACAU